AUGGAAAAUUUUGCAUUAAACAUAGACAUUAUUAGAGGUAUCAAUAUUAGCAACAAAAUACCUAAGGCACUAUUUAUUUAUAUAAUUGAGUAGAUUAUAAAAUUUACAAAGAAUUAGAAUAAUGAAUUUGAAAAAACCUAAUUAACUGAGCUCUGCUUGACUGAAGCACCUGAAUUAAAAGAGGAAGAAGUUCAUUCUGUUUUGGACUCUUUCGUAAAUAUUUCAAGAUUUGGAUCUAAGAAAGGUCUCACUGCAAAAAAUAUGCAGAGUUUCUUGAAAGAAAAUACAAUGAUUGAUGAAGAGAGAAUGUCUAUCUUUGUGAGCUUAUUCUAAUCACAAAUAAAUGAAUAAAAUAUAGUUAAAAUGAUAAAUUUAGGAAAGUUGAUAGAUAUGAAAUGGAAUGUUUGUUCCUUUUUAAGUGACCAAAAAAACAAAGAAAUUAAUAAAAUUUAUGUUAAAUUAGAGCUAACUGUAUAAACUAGUACAGGUGAAGUAAUCCACGACCAAUUUGCUCUUUCAUUAUAAGAAUUUAAGGCAUUUAAAGAAAUUAUAUCUGAAAUAAGUGUAGUUAGCGAGUAAUAUAAUGUAUGA
Molecule: messenger RNA, 591 nt
Organism: Tetrahymena thermophila SB210
Lineage: Eukaryota; Ciliophora; Oligohymenophorea; Hymenostomatida; Tetrahymenidae
Product: HCaRG protein
Exons: 6
Source: RefSeq, a predicted model, not a curated record